AUGGCACACGCGCACAUCAACCACUCCAACAUCCACUUCAGGUGGUCCAAAAACUUGUCGCCCGUGCUCACAGUCAAGUCCGGCGCCGAGCUCGACUUUGACCUCAGAGACGGCUUCAACAACCUCGUCGGCCCAGACACGACCGCCGCCCAGCUCCCAAGCCUCGAUUAUUCUCAGGUAGAUCCGGCCUUUGGUCCCGUGGCAAUCGAGGGCGCCGAGCCCGGCCACGUCGUGCGCGUCGACAUCCUCGAGCUGACGCCCGCGCCGUACGGCUGGACCGCGGUCUUCCCCGACUUUGGCCUGCUGAGCGACGAGUUCCGCGGGCCCCAUCUCAAGAUAUGGGACCUGACCACCGUCUCCGAGGGCUAUGCCGAGUUCAACAAGGGGAUCCGCGUGCCGACGCGGCCCUUCCUGGGCGUCAUGGGGCUCGCGCCCGGACAGCCCGGCGAACUGAGCACGAUUCCGCCCUACGACUGGGGAGGCAACAUGGACUGCAAGCACCUCACCGUGGGAUCCACUCUCUACCUCCCCGUCCAAGCCCCCGGCGCCCUGUUCAGCUGCGGCGACGGGCAUGCGGCCCAGGGCGACGGCGAGGUCUGCGGCACGGCCAUCGAGACCCCCAUCAAGGCGCGCCUCCGCCUCACGCUCGAGAAGGACAAGCCGUGGGUCAAGUCUCCGCACUUCUUGACCUGUCCCGAGGCUGAGGCCCGCGCGGACCACCGUCGCGGCCAGGAGUACGCGGCGGUCGGCAUCGACGCGGACCUGUUGGAGGCAACCAAGAAGGGCGUCCGGGGCGCCAUCGAUUGGCUCUGUGCGGACAAGGGCCUUGCGAGGGAAGAGGCAUACAUGCUGUGUUCGGUGGUGGGCGACUUGAAGGUUGUCGAGGCCGUCGACAUGCCUCACUAUGCCGUGGCGUGCUCCAUCCCCCUGGGUAUUUUUGUCGACGAGAAAUAG
Metarhizium album ARSEF 1941 is the source of this 954-nucleotide messenger RNA. Its product is annotated as acetamidase/formamidase. Lineage: Eukaryota; Fungi; Ascomycota; Sordariomycetes; Hypocreales; Clavicipitaceae. The transcript has a single exon. Bases 1 to 954 code for a protein of 317 amino acids. Gene Ontology annotation, molecular function: hydrolase activity, acting on carbon-nitrogen (but not peptide) bonds, in linear amides. The record is from RefSeq and is a predicted model, not a curated record.